CUAGCUUCCUGCUGAGAGCAGCGACUAGCCUGAAGGCAGGAGAGCUAGCCCUGAGUCUGUCGUGUUUUGAAACCUCACUCACACAUUCCUUAAAGCAGCACGUUUCGCACCGAAUUACUUGACAGCAUGACUCUCGGGUGAUAAAUAAAGGGGUCCAGGUGCUUUUGGUGCCUCCCAAUUUAAGAUCAGUAAGAGAGGCAGCACUAUUACAGGAGAGAGAAGGAUUAACCUCGGGGCUUUAAGCCCUGGGCGUUAAGCAGGGCUCGGUUGCAUCAGGUAUCAAACGCUGUUUCUUGACUCCGCUGUAACAUGGAGAAGGAAGCCCUGAAGGUUGUGAACAGAGGGGAGGAGGAUGAGAUGGACGUGUCGGGGUACAGGCUGUGCCGCUGGAAGCUGGCGAUCGUUGGCGUGGGGGUGGUCCUGACAGGGGGCUUCCUGUUGCUGCUCCUCUACUGGAUGCCUGAGUGGUGUGUGAAAGCCACUUGUACCAGAACCACCAUUCGAGAGGCUGAAGUGGUGCUGCUGAGAUCUACGGAUGAAUUCAAGCGAUGGUUUAGAGCAAAGGUUCAUGUUAUGCUGGCUCCUGGGAAGAACCCUUUCGACUGUCCGGAUUCCAGAAUUGUAGCGAACGGCCACACGCCUCACCCUGCUGAGAACCAGACAGAGGGCUGCGAGAGGAAGUAUUCAGAAUACCAGCCUUUGCAGAUCCGCUAUUUCACCCUCCACAGCACGAAGUACUAUUGGAAUGAUAUGAGCCAGAAUUUUGAAGUAUUAAAGGGACUGGAGGAUCUGGGAGUCAAGUGUUCUUCUGUUCAUGAUGAUCACAGCAAAGGACUGACAGAAGAUGAGCAGGAUUACAGGAGAUUGUUUUUUGGAGAGAAUGAAAUUGCUGUGAAAGUGCCUUCGAUUUUUAAACUGCUUAUUAAGGAGGUCCUGAACCCUUUCUACAUAUUCCAGCUUUUCAGUGUUAUUCUGUGGAGUGCUGACGAAUAUUACUACUACGCCCUGACCAUUGUCAUCAUGUCAGUCAUAUCAAUAGCCACCUCUUUGUACACCAUCAAAAAGCAAUAUGUGAUGCUGCAUGACAUGGUGGCGACCCACAGUAUUGUCAGAGUCUCCGUGUGCAGAGCCAAUAAUGUGAUAGAGGAGGCCAUGUCCACAGACCUGGUCCCUGGUGACAUCAUGGUGAUUCCAGCCAAUGGGACCAUCAUGCCCUGUGACGCGGUUCUGGUGAGCGGCACUUGUAUAGUCAACGAGAGCAUGCUGACAGGUGAAAGUGUUCCUGUCACAAAGACCAACCUGCCGAAUCCCAGCAGAAGCGCAAAGGGAACGGAGGAGGAUGAGGUCUACAGUUCAGAGCUGCACAAGCGGCACACGCUGUUCUGCGGGACCAACGUUAUCCAGACACGCUUUUAUUCUGGGGAGCUUGUCAAAGCUGUGGUGGUCACAACUGGCUUUAGCACUUCAAAAGGACGGCUGGUGCGAUCCAUCCUAUACCCGAAACCGACUGAUUUUAAACUGUACCAUGAUGCCUACCUCUUUUUGCUGUGUCUUGUUGUGGUGGCUGGGAUUGGUUUUAUCUACACGAUUGUCCACAGCAUCAUGAACAAGGUGCCAUUCCACACCAUCAUCAUAGAGUCACUGGACAUCAUCACCAUCACUGUGCCCCCCGCACUGCCUGCUGCCAUGACUGCGGGGAUCGUCUAUGCGCAGCGCCGUCUCAAACGCAUCGGGAUCUUCUGCAUCAGCCCCCAGAGGAUCAACAUCUGCGGGCAGCUGAAUCUCGUCUGCUUCGACAAGACUGGAACGCUUACCGAAGAUGGUUUAGACCUCUGGGGCAUCCAAAGGGUGGAAAAUAGCAGUUUUCUUCUUUCAGAAACACAUGCCUGUAAGGAAGACCUGGUAAAAUCUCAGUUUGUGGCCUGCAUGGCAACGUGUCACUCUCUCACUAAGAUCGAAGGAAAGCUUUCAGGGGAUCCGCUUGAUCUCAAAAUGUUUGCGGCGACUGGUUGGAUUCUGGAAGAAGCAACGGAGGAGGAGACGGCACUGCAUAACCGCAUAAUGCCCACGGUGGUUAAACCACCCAAACAGCUCCUUCCUGAAGCAGAGGCCUCUGCCGAUCAGGAUAUGCCUUCCUAUGAGAUAGGGAUUGUGCGUCAGUUCCCCUUCUCCUCGGCACUCCAGAGGAUGAGUGUGGUUGCGCGGCUUCUCGGGGAGAAGCGCAUGGAUGCCUACUUGAAGGGGGCGCCAGAGGUAGUUGCUAGCCUUUGUAAACAGGAAACAGUGCCCCACAAUUUCUCUGAGGUUUUGGAAGGGUACACCAAGCAGGGAUUCAGAGUCAUUGCCGUGGCCCAUCGGAAACUCGAGUCAAAACUCGCAUGGCACAAAGUACAGAACGUCAGCAGAGACACCAUCGAGAGUAACAUGCAGUUCCUUGGCCUGAUCAUUAUGCAGAACAAACUGAAAGCGGAGACUCCUGGAGUUCUGGCAGACCUGCGAAGGGCCAGCAUUCGCACUGUCAUGGUCACAGGGGAUAACAUGUUGACAGCUAUCUCAGUGGCUCGGGACUGUGGAAUGAUUCCUCCUCAAGACAGAAUAAUAAUAGCAGAUGCACUACCCCCUAAAGACGGGCAGACCGCUAUGAUUAAUUGGCACUAUGCUGAUAACCCACCCGAGCAUGCCAGCAUGGCAGGUUCAAACCCAGAGGAAGUUCACAUCAGGCUGGAAGAGGAGAGCUCAGGGGCUGCAUUGCACAGCAUGGAGCACUAUCACUUUGCAAUGAGUGGGAAGUCCUUCGCUGUCAUAGCAGAGCACUUCCAGGACCUCCUCCAGAAGCUAGUACUGCAUGGCACUGUGUUUGCUAGAAUGGCUCCUGAUCAGAAGACACAACUGGUGGAAGCAUUACAGAGUGUAGAUUACUUUGUUGGCAUGUGUGGCGAUGGUGCAAACGACUGUGGUGCGUUAAAGAGAGCAGACAGCGGCAUCUCUCUAUCCGAGCUCGAGGCCUCCGUGGCAUCCCCGUUCACAUCCCGAACUCCCAACAUCUCCUGUGUGCCGAGCCUGAUCAGGGAAGGCCGUGCAGCAUUAAUUACCUCCUUCUGCGUGUUCAAGUUUAUGGCUCUGUACAGCAUCAUCCAAUAUCUCAGUGUCACCCUUCUUUACUCGAUCCUGAGCAAUCUUGGGGAUUUUCAGUUCCUCUUCAUUGAUAUAGCCAUCAUCCUAGUCAUUGUAUUUACAAUGAGUUUAAACCCUGCCUGGAAGGAGCUGGUCUCUGAGAGGCCUCCCUCUGGACUCAUUUCGGGGCCCCUGCUCUUUUCUGUCCUCAUGCAAAUCCUUGUGUGCCUGGGUUUCCAAACACUGGCCUUCCUGUGGGUCAAGUAUCAGCCCUGGUACCACCAGUGGACACCAAGUUCGGAUGCCUGCAGCCUGUCCAACUACUCACUCCAUCAGAAUGAGACAGCACACGAUGAACACAACAUCAAGAACUACGAGAACACAACACUCUUCUUCAUCUCCUCAUUCCAGUACCUCAUUGUAGCCAUCGUGUUCUCCAAGGGGAAACCGUUCAGGCAGCCUAGCUACAAAAACUUGCCUUUUUUAAUAUCUUCAUUUACGCUGUAUGCCUUCAUUCUGUUCAUCAUGUUGUAUCCUGUAGAUGCCAUUGAUCAGUUUCUGGAGAUUGUAUGUGUUCCAUACCAGUGGAGAGUCACAAUGCUUCUCAUCAUUGUAGUUAAUGCUGUGGUAUCUGUCCUGACAGAGAACCUCAUCCUUGACGUAAUCUUGCGGAAGUUUGUGUUCCGCCGAGACAAGCAGGGGAGCUCUGGCACCACCUCUGCCAUGCAGACACCACAGGUACAUUCAACAGAGGGUAUUGACCGGAGGGGGGAAAGGUUCUUGUCUUUUUUAUGCUGCCAAAGGAGAAGGGCACCCAAGGCCAAGUACAUGAAUCUAGCGCAGGAGCUACUGGUGGACCCAGACUGGCCUCCUAAACCCAAAACAACGACUGAAGCAAGGAAAGCCCCUAGCCACGAAAAUGUCUCUUACCAAAUCAUCUCUGCAACAUAGCACAGACCUGCUGCUCAGAAAACGAAGUGACCAAAGGCCUGUUGGUCAGAAUUCAAAAUGGGAGUUGACCAGAACAUUCCCACCCCCUCUUAGUCUUUCUGCAAACACACAGAAGGAAAGCUCCUCACCCUACAGCUAUGGACAAACGUUUUAAAUCACCUAGAAUUUUAGGAUAUAUAUAUAUAUAU
Messenger RNA from Polyodon spathula (Mississippi paddlefish), 4253 nucleotides. Its product is annotated as probable cation-transporting ATPase 13A3. The transcript is spliced from 34 exons. Gene Ontology annotation, cellular component: late endosome membrane. The record is from RefSeq and is a predicted model, not a curated record. Gene Ontology annotation, biological process: polyamine transmembrane transport; intracellular calcium ion homeostasis. The coding region runs from base 310 to 4065 and encodes 1251 amino acids. Gene Ontology annotation, molecular function: P-type ion transporter activity; polyamine transmembrane transporter activity; ATPase-coupled monoatomic cation transmembrane transporter activity. Lineage: Eukaryota; Metazoa; Chordata; Actinopteri; Acipenseriformes; Polyodontidae.